This is a messenger RNA of Notothenia coriiceps (black rockcod), 4525 nucleotides long. It is a transcript of the gene dalrd3, whose product is annotated as DALR anticodon binding domain containing 3. Gene Ontology annotation, biological process: arginyl-tRNA aminoacylation; tRNA C3-cytosine methylation. The transcript is spliced from 14 exons. NCBI's taxonomy places the organism in Eukaryota, Metazoa, Chordata, Actinopteri, Perciformes, Nototheniidae. The record is from RefSeq and is a predicted model, not a curated record. Gene Ontology annotation, molecular function: ATP binding; arginine-tRNA ligase activity; tRNA binding. Bases 229 to 1932 code for a protein of 567 amino acids.
AGUUCCGCAAAGGAAGAAAAAAACAUCCAAUGCAGUCGUUCUUCACAGCCGAUAUCUGACAUCGAUCAGCGGUUCCCCGUAGGGCUGUAACUGGCAUGUUCAGCGGUGUUGGAGCUUAGUAAAGCCUGCAUCACAGCGAGCAGUGACACCGGGUCUGAACGGAGGGUAUGAGCAGGGUGUGGAUGUGCUGAUAGCCUGGCAGUGGUAGCUCACCUGUUAGUGUUGCUGAUGGAGAACACCGAGGAGUAUUCGCCCCUCCGGAUCACCCCGACCGUCCGGGCGCUGAGCUCCGCACUGCGGGUGAAACGAGAGGAUGUCCUCGAUGGCAGCCGGGAAAACGGCGAAAGGAUCUUCCCUGAGACGGAGAAGCUAUGGUUCAAGGAGAGCAGCGCUAAAAACCUCCGGAACAGGGACUUCUUGUCGCCGACCACGAUGCUCAACACGCUGUAUGCGGACGGGCAGGUCCCUCCAGCAGUGAUGUCCAGGGUCCUGUCCCUGCGUGGCAGUGGGGUUCUCCCUGUGGCCGGUGGGGAGGUAACGGGUGAGGGUCUGAGGGUGAGGGUGGACCGGGCCGCAGCCUUCAAAGCUGUCCUGGCAGAUGCAGCCACAGAGUACCUGAAGCCCUCGGGCCAGAGGCAGGGCUGUGUGGUGCUCAACUGCCCCGCGCUGCACCCUAAACCCAACACACCCACUCCUGACACACUGACCCUGGGCCAGCUGAGGACUGUUCUGCUGGCUGACCACAUGGGGGUGCUGCUGAGAAGACAAGGAUUGGCAGUGUCUUACUGCCCCACGCUUCCUGAAGACAGCAACAUCAUCACCUUUCUCCGAGCCCUGGGCAUCGAUUGGCCGACAGCUCCAGCCAACUGGACCAAUGAGGAGCGGGAGGAGAAGAUUCAGGAUGCGCUGGAGAACUCCCCAUACAAAGAGAGGGAAACAGAAAGAGGCAGGAGAACCAGCGGAGGAGAGGCAGAGGAAGGGGAGAAUGAGGGAGGCCUCAGGGUUAACCUGAAACGCGUGUUCCAGGAGGAGGGGCUGCUGGGAUACGACCCCAGCAUCGGUACCUGCACAGUUCACAGGGACAGUGUUUCCCACCUGGCGCAGCUGGACCGAGCCACUGCCGACUGCACAGUAGCCAUGGCAACAGUGUUACAUGUGACUUCCUGUCAGGAUGAGUUCCGCCAGCAGCAGAUAGCAGUGCUGUGGAGAGCCAGUGGAGCGACACACACGCAGAGACAUCUGGUGUGUGGGCCGGUGAAGACUCCUGGCUCUCACCUCACCGCUGCACAGUAUCUGCAGCUGAGAAGAGGUCAGAUGAAGGAGGCCUCAGAGAUGAAGUAUGGAGAUCAGGUAGAAGGUCAGACGUGGGAUGACAUCAUCAGGGUCAUGACCUCUGCCACCGUCAGAUUUGAGCUGCUGUCAACGGUCCACACCAGUCCUGUGACACUGGACGUCCAGAGGGAAGGGGGCGUCUCCACCAAAGGGCCGAGAGGAGGAGUGUUUGUGAUGUAUAACUGCGCCAGACUGCACACUCUGUUCGACAGCUACGAGAGAGGGGUGGAGAAGGGUCUCUACCCAGAAAUCCCUGACACCUCCAAGCUGGACUUCUCUGCUCUGAAAGAGGAGGGCGAGUGGCUUCUGCUGUUCAAUUACCUCAUUACAUUCUCCGAGCAGCUGGACCAAUCAGGACAAGCGUUAGACUGUGAAGGGGGAGGAGCCAGAGUCAACAUUAAGACUGAACAGAUCUGUAAAUUCCUAGUGUCUCUCAGUAAAGACUUCAGCUCGUACUACAACAGAGUCCAUGUGCUGGGGGAGCCGCUGCCUCAUCUGUUCAACCAGAUGUUUUGUCGUCUGCAUCUGUUGAGAGCGUUGAGAGAGCUCUACCACAGUGCUCUGGAGACCCUCAACCUCCCCCCCAUCAGGCAACUAUAGCCUGGACAUGAUUCUCUCUUCCUGGGAUCUCUGCUGACCCUACCUCUUCACCUAUCUCACUUAGACACACACUCACAUGUGUUUUGCAACUGUAGCUUCAUCACGUACACACUUCCUUUAGCAGUGAACAUGUAUUCAACUAAGACAAUCCCAUAUUUUGGCAACGUUUCAGCUCAGGCUGUGACAGUCGAGUGUUAUGUUAUACAGGUGCCCACUGUAAGAGAUGAGACAUAUAAAGUACUACAAUAUGACCCAUAAAUCAUUACAUGUGACGUAAGUAACCUCUCAAUUGUUCAGCUUGAAUUUCCUGGAGAAUGUGAGCUGUUGAAGUAUCAGUUUCACAUUUGAGGUUAUGUUUCUUACUGAGAGUUAGAGGAGAAUAUCACCGCUCUAAUGUCUGUACAGUAAAUAUGAAGCUACAGCCAGUUAGCUUAGCUAACGACCGCAAGCAGAGGGACAAUCUCCAAUAUACAAGUUAUAUCUUGUAUUUGUACAAAAUCCAAGUAUAACAAAAACAUUAUGCGUUUGACAAACGUAUGACUGGGCAUUUUGCAGGAUGUUAAUGGUCCCAGUCGAUAAAACACAUAACCGUAUUAAAACUAGAAUUGUUGUUAUACACUUUGGUUUUUGAACAUUUUGGACAAGAAUAUAAAAAACAAUGACAAUCAUGUUGUCCAUAUUCACUGUACUUAAGAGAAUUGUAUCAAUCUUAUCCUCCAACCCUCCAUAACAAGGCUAAGUGUAGUUCCAAAACGUGAAAAUAUACAUUUAAAACAACAUACGUCUUGCCAUUUGUAUUCAUUUCCAAUUCUAACUAAAGCCUUUAUUUUACCUUUCCAAAAAUCUAAUCAGCGUCAAAUGUUUUAAGUAGGUUAGAUUGAAACUAACACGCCUCUACAAUUUAUAUUUCUGAGAAUUAAAAACAUUUUUAUUAAUCAUGACAUUAUGCAUCGAAAAAAUACGCCAGUUUAGGAGAGAAUAAAAACGUUCCCAACUGUUAACGGUAAAAUUGUUAUGACAAAGUCAGACAGGACAUUUUAAUAUACUAUAAAUCAAGUUAUUAAAGUAUUGGGUUUAAAUACAUUAACAAUUAGAUUUAAACAUAAGGAAAUAAUAACAUUACUGGGUGCUUCACCUCAUUUAAACUCUACACCUUGUUUCACUUUCUAAUUUGCCUCAAUAUGAUAACAGUCCCCUAUUAACUGUCACUUAGACAUGGGUGUCUUACUCACUGCCUGAAAAGAGUCGUUUUGCUUUUAAUAAGCCUUGCUUUACUGUUAAAGGCCCCUUUCAUGUACCUUAUCCACCGUGUAUUUAUUAAUGACACAAGAUUAUUUAUUGUCAUUUAAAAAAAUGGUACAGAUCAUAUAUUCUGCACAUGAGUCUUACUUGCUGUGUUCAAAGCCCUCCUAUCCCUUUUACCCUGCUUGACAAAUCACAGAUGUUUAGUAUCAAUCCUCAUACCAGAUGUUAUAGGUGUUCAUCAUUGAUUGACAAAGACAGUACAUUUAGGGCAUCGUGCCAUAACGUUAGGAAAUGCAUGAAAUGGCAUGAAAGUGAUAUAUAUGGAGAGUUUUAUGCCAAAAAUGUUAUUUAUACAUUUUUCUUAAUGACCUGAAAUUGAUCCUUGAAUAAUGUGAAAUGUGUUGCCAUUAUCUGUUCAAAUGUGCCAUAACUUGUUUUAAAAGCUCUGCUAUACAUUAUUUAGUAAGUUGGUGUUUUUAUUUUAUUUUGUAUUAAUAUUUCAUGUUGGAACAAAACAUACACAAGUCUAAAGAAAAUCUUACUCCUCACUGCAUGACAUGUUGUUUGAACUCUGCAAAUGUAGCUCGUCUCUGAAUGGUGUUUUUAAUGUUUAGUUUUUUACGUUUCUUUAGAAAAGGGACUUUCAAUAUGCAGAUUUCUUUACAGUGACUGGCUUGAUGACCACAGCUGUAAUCGCCACAGUAUUAAAGGGAAUAAGCAGAAUGAGGGACGUGUUCAUACCCUAUAGUGUCUCUGUAAUAUAUAUAUAUCUAUUUAUAUGAUAGAUACAGUAUGCCAUGUUUUCACCCUCAGGCCUCAACAUCUUUGACCUUCUUCUCCUCCUCUCUCCCUCCUCUCUGCUACCCUCGCUCCCAUCUCUUCUAUCUUUUGAUCCUGUGCUGUGUUUUAUUCUCACAUUCAGUCUAGAUGCAGCUGAUUAUUGAAGUUCAAUUGCUUUCCUAUCAAAUUCUUCUUGUGUACAUGAUUACAUUCUUGAUGUGGAGACUUUUCAGCUGGAAACUAACCAAGAUUACUCAAAUCCUAGAGCAUAAAUAAGGCUUUUAAAGUAAGAAUGAAUUGCUCAUCCAAAACGGCUUUAUAAUGGAUAUUUUCAGUUGUACUUAUCUCCUUUUCAGUAUUAAAAGAAGUUACAUUCUAAAGCACCAGCUGUUAGCAUUUCAAUCUUCAGAGUAUGUUCUUAUCCUGAAAAAUCUCCACAUAGCUUUCUGACAUACAUACAUAGUGUGUAUGCCCAUCUCAAUGUAAAUGAUAACUCUGCUACACACAUCUGCCCGCCUACAGUUUCUGUGUCGUUCCUGUCUGCAGAAUUAAAAUAACCAUGACAGAC